AGGCAGGUAGAGGACGGGGCAUUAGAGUUUUCUCUCUAGCAUUAUUGGGAUAGCUGUGGGGCAGGACUGAGUUUUGAAGGGACGUAGAGGGAACUGCCUUUGCCGCUUGGCUGAGGGACUGUGAGCUUCGGCAGUUUUUCUUUCCCCCAGUCUCAUUCAGGAAAGAGGAACAGCUUCAUCCUGUACGUGCCUACUCGGUAGUCAGUCCCAUAGAGUUCAGUAGUGUUUACUCCCAGGUCCAAAUGAUUUGUUUUCACGUUCUGUUGCCUUGGAUCUUAGACAAUCUGAAUUCACUUUGACAUUGAUGAAUGAAUAGUUAAGAAAAAUGUGGAGUGGUCUGUUACCUCCUGGUGUGAAUGAAAAUGAUGUUGACACGAGUUCUGAUGAUGAAGAAACAUGGGGUGGGCCUGGGCCUAUCUUAAAGGAGGAAAGAGAACAAAAGGAUCCAAAAGGCAUUCCGUCUUCUGGCUCUGAGACACAGGAACCUGAAAGCAAACCUGCUUUGGCAGCAGUGGCAGAUAAAGGACAAGAAUUCCAAGCAUGUCCUCCUGGAGUUUCUUUAGAUUUGUGGAAGAAAUUUCAGAGCCUGCAAAAGAAAAACUUUGAAAUCAAAAACCAAGUUAAUCAGAGAGACGCGGGACAAAAGAGAAAGCGUUCCAGAAAAGCUAAAUCAAAAAAGAAAAAUGAAGAAGUAACUGAAAGCCAACAAUCCAUAAAGGAAAGUCAGUUGAAAGAGCUUACUCAGUAUUUUGGAAUCAAUGAUAGGUUUAAAUCACUUUCAAGCAAGGAAGCCCCUCCAAAGUCUGGCCUUGAAAUCAGCAUAGACAGAUCUUUGACCAAAGGAGAUAUUGCACAAGCGGAGGAGCUAAGUGAUAGAUUAGCUACUCGAGAGCUUGGUGUGGAAAUUGCCAAAGCUGUUGCUUGUCGGAAUUUUGUGAAAGCAAAGCAAGAUGCAGAUGCUUCUCAAGAAGCCCGGAAGAGAAAGAAGCUUGCAUGGGGAUUUGAAGCCAAGAAAAGAUGGGAAACAAAAAGCAACAUGGGAUACAUGUAGUUAGUUGCAUCUUGGCAGGGGGGAAACAUUUUGAAGUUGGGGGGAAAUGUUUGUUAAUAUUGAAGAUACAUAAAUUAUGUUUUUUGUUGGUUUUUAUUUGCAUUAGUUAUGUAGCUGAGGGAAUCGCGUGGAGCAAUCUAGGUUUCCAUUCCAUACUUUUAAGUAUCCCUGAUAUGUCUCAGAUAUUAUAUCUUCAGCCCUGGAAAUGUUUCCACUUUAUUUCCUUUCAUAUAUCCUAAAUAUUUAAACCUCUUGCUUGUUGUGUGACUAUUAAAAUAUAAUCUGGAAACUAACUGUGCAUGAAUUUAUUCAAUUAUUUAUUAGUAUCAAAAGAAAUUUUAUUUGAAACAAAAUAGUGUUUGGAAAGCCUGUGUUUUUACAUAAUAAUGAGACCAGGCAAUUAUAAUAUUCACCUAAAACAAAACUACAAGUAAAUCAGCAAUAACUUUUCCACUGAAGCUCCUUCAAAUGUCUGUCACCUGUAUGAGAGUUAAAGUGGUAAAUUUCAUUUACUAUUAAGCAUGAUUGAAAUGUUACUUUAAUGGUGAUUUAUUGUAUUUCAGUACUUUGGGUUAAAACAUGGUGCCAAGAAAUAGUAAUCUGAAGGUAUAUGACAAGUCUGAAGUUUUCCAUUCUAAUACGGAAUAGUUCAUUCUUGUUUGAUAGCCCUGAGGAUGUUUGAUUUCCCCCAUCUCUCAUGGAACACUAUAUUUCACAAGAUGAGAGUUUGCAAUACAGUAAGCUAGAGUCAACUAUAAUUAAUUAUAUUGACAGUUAAAUACACAGCAGAGUCUGCAAAUCACUGGCAAAACAGGUUUGUACCACAGAGCCCCAUAAAUCUGCUAAGUCUUUAUUCUACAAUUGGGGACUAUUUGGGGAGGGGGCUUUGUGUAGUGAAAAGGGAAGCAAGUAUUGUCUAGCCUCAUUAUGUCUCUACAAGUAUAUAUUUUGCUAUCAAAAACAGUGGGCCUAUUAAUUGUCCCAUUUGGGCUAAUAAUGCGUUAUCCAAGUAGGUGUUAGUAAAUCACCACAUACUUAGGCAUAUCAUGUGAAGGAUUUCAUGUUAUCUUUGUUCUCCCCAUAUGAAACAUCUUUAACUAAAUUUUGACAGCCACUAUUCAAAAAUAAUAUUGCCAGCCGACAAGGACUUAGUCUUUUAAAAUUUCUAAACCAUCCUUUUUUUCUUGCCCUGGUUUUCCAAGGUACAGUCCUGCAAAGAUUGCACGCUUGUAUGUAUGUAGAGAAGGAUUUAUGGGUGUUUGAAAAGAGUAAGGAGCACAAGCAGCAUACUAACAAAGCAAGUAGAGUACUUGACCAUAUGAGGCAGUUGUAUGUGUAGGUAGGGUAGGCUAGUAGCAGCAACAAUGAGCCAAAAUAGAAUUAUUUCCAUAAGGCCAAGAGGCAGACUUUAAUAUGCAUGAACAAUCCUACGCACACAACAACAACAACAAAACUUGGCAAGAGCUCUAUUUAAUUGCCAGUUUCUAAUAUCAGUGUGCAUUGUGGGCUAUGACAUCAUUGAGUCUUUAAAAAUAAUUUCAUUCAAUUACUUAGACUGUUGAAACAUAAUGGGAAAUUCAAGAUGUGCAUUGACUUCUGAAUGAAAUGAAA
This is a messenger RNA of Rhineura floridana, 2662 nucleotides long. It is a transcript of the gene FAM204A, whose product is annotated as family with sequence similarity 204 member A. The coding region runs from base 326 to 1051 and encodes 241 amino acids. The record is from RefSeq and is a predicted model, not a curated record. NCBI's taxonomy places the organism in Eukaryota, Metazoa, Chordata, Lepidosauria, Squamata, Rhineuridae. The transcript has 9 exons.